CUGAAAUCAAUUGAAUUGUAUAUAGUAUCAAGAUCUAAACCAUAGAAACCAUGAAAGUCCCAAAACUUCAAUUAAAAGUAUAUUUCAUUCCAAAGACCACAUCUGAUUCAGGACUGUUGCAACAAACCUUGAGGCAGCUCUCUCAGUGAACAGGAGGCUGAAUAAAAAGAGAAAAUUGGUAGAAAUAAUUUUUUACUUGCAUGCAAUUCUUUCCUCUUUAUCUUAUCCCCACAUGUAUACAUUCAUGCCAUGGAUAUACAGAGCGGGCCUUAGUAACUACCUAUACUUAUGCUCUAUUCCUGAUCAUCAGCGAGGAAAUUGCACUGACGAACCAAGAGAGGUCCUCCUCCGCGUCUAUGGUGAGAUUUUCUUUGAGGGAGAGACGCCGCUUCUGGACACCGUGAUCUUUUCGUUGCUGUCGGAGAGGAGACAGGCGCCCAAGCUGUACGGGGUUUUCAGCGAGGGACGACUUGAAGAGUUCAUUCCUUCACGUGCCUUGAGGACGGAUGAGCUAUCAGACCCAGAACUCUCAACAAUCAUCGCUGGCAAGUUAGCUGGAUUUCAUCAGCUUCAGCUCCCGCUCUGUAAAGUACCAAGAUGGCUCGAUACCAUGCUAGACAAAUGGUUCAACAAAGCCUUAGGGCUGACUUUCGAAGAUGACAUUAAUCAACAAUUCAUGAAACAGAUCUUGGCCUUUGACCUUGAAUCAGAGAGAAGGUUUAUCAAGAGACUGGUAUCACAGACUAAAAGCCCUGUCGUCUUCUGUCAUAAUGACUGCCAAGAAGGAAACAUACUUCUUACCAGCGGGGAAAACUCCAAUGAGAAGAAUCUGAUCUUGAUUGACUAUGAAUAUUCCAGUUAUAAUUUCAGGGAAUUUGAUUUAGCGAAUCACUUUGUGGAGUGGUCCAUGAAUUACUGCAUCAAGGAGGCACCCUACUAUUCCCUGAUACCGGAGGAUUUUCCCUCUAGAGGGCAGCAGCUCACCUUCAUCAGAGCUUACAUUGCAGCCAGCCGUCAGAUGGGCAUGUACCAGCCAAGUUGCCAUGGUGAUUCGGCGGAUGAAGAAGAAGCUAUUCUGCAGGAAGUGAAAAGAUUCUGUCCUGUCAGUCAUUUCUUAUGGGCUCUAUGGUCUAUCGUACAAGCCAAGAUAUCUCACACAACCUUUGGAUACAUGGAAUAUGCUGUCGCAAGGUUCAAGGAAUAUUUCCGUCAUAAGGCCUUAAUUCCAGUGGACAUGUUGCCUUCUACUGCUGACCAGAGAAGCCAGGAAAGAGAUGAAAGUGCCUCAAUCCAUCCAAUGGAACAGAGACAAGCUAUCUUGACCUGAACUUUGACCUUUGACCUCUCAUCAUGGAUCAAAUCGGCUUGGGAGAAUGGAACAGUAAUGAUGAAGAUUAAGAAACAAUGGUGAUAUAAAUGCUGCAGUUCCUUAAUAGCAGUUAUGCCAAAUAACCUGUUGGAGUGGGUGGGUAGUCUCAUCGAGCGGAUGUAAGUGAGGGAGUAUAUUACGAGAAUGUGCGGUGCUGUCAGAGUGCCAAACGGACAUGUAAGCCCUACACAAAGCCACAUUCCUUAUAGUUGUUGAAAACAAUGAUCAGGAGCAUCUAAAAAAAUUUAAGACAAUCUUUAUUUUAAACCACUUGUUUUUGAAAUUUAUGUAAUAUUCUGCAAUAUAAAGGUGAUUACCUUUCACUCCAUGCCUGCAGUGAUAUUAAGGGUCCGUAUGGAUGCUUAUUGACUAUUGUCGUCAUUAUCACAGCAAUUAAAAAUAACCGAUUAGCUUAAAAAUCUUAGCUCGUUCUUGUCUGACCUGAAGGUUUACAAUUAUGAUUACAGUAUUAGCAGUUAAAGAAAAAUUAUUUUUAGAUCCUGAAUGAAGAUUAGCAUCCCUUAACGCUCUGCACAUUUUCGUUCUUUGCAGACUUUAGCUUACACUUCGAUGGAGAGCAUCACAAAACCAUUGUCCCCUUUUAAAUUACUAUAUAUUGUAUUUUAUCAACUCAUUUUCUUACUUUAAUAAAUGUGUAUUAUAUACAUUAUUCAGCUUGCCUUCAUAGAUGGGGGAUAAGAUAUCAUAUCUAUCUUCUAUCGAUCAAUGCAUGUAUUAUGUAAUUCUAAUUCACAACAUUGCAGUUGAGGUAAAUGAUACUAAUUAUACAAUAUAAAAUAUGAAAAUAAGCGGGUAGAUCUGAUAGCUUGAUAAUUUACAAGGAAUGAUUCAUGGUAGAGUUUAUUAAACAAAAUGAAAUGGGGAAAGUAAUAAUUGGAGAGUGGAUACUAAAAUGUGUUAUCACACAAUUACGGCGUUGAAAUGUAUUUGCAAUGGAAAGAUAGUAUCACCUUUACUUGGACCAUUUUCUACAACUCUUGUUUCACUACCUUUCAAUCGCACAGCAUUCCAUUCAUGUUUUUUUUGCAUUGAUAUAAAAUAAACUGGAUAGAGCUCGUCUCAUGCUGGCAACGCAAGACCUUGAAGUUACAGGACACAACAGUAUAUGGGACCAUACUAACAUGUAUUAAGAAACAACAUGCACUCGCAAGAGAAAAUAGUGAGGAACUUUGUGUGCACUUUAGACCUUUCAGAGUACCUUUGUUUCUGGUGGCCUCAAAAGAGUGUUGUUGCUCUAUCCCUUAUCAGUGGUUUCUUACUACCAAAUGGACUAUGGCAAGCCAAAAUUUGUUUUCUCGAGCCAUUAUAUUUGUUUUCACUACAUUUAUAUGGUGAUGCUUGUUUCAUGCAAAAGUCUGAAUCCAUGCCCUAGUAACACAAAGUUUAGCAAUGAUUGUAGAACAAAUUUUUACGAUUGAUUACAUUGACUGCGGUGUACAAGCAAUUGUUAACAUCAAUCUUACCAUCAAACUUACAAUUGAUUUUACAAUCAGUCUUACAACAAUCGCCUAGCUUUGUGUUACAGGGGACCUAGUAUUCUAUUCUCAGUCAGUGUUUCAAGUUUCAGUUAAUUGAUCAUGUGAUAUCAUAUGUAUGCAGAAACCUGCAUUUUUAUACAGUAUGAUCAAAUGAAAAGUUAUGUAUCAAUUCUGAGCCAGAGAAAAUGAUAUUUCUCAAUGUUUCAACUCAUCCAGUUCAACUGGCAGUUGAGUGUAUAUGUCUACAACAGGUUUCAACUAUAUUCCGUACCACUUUGCCAUUUACAAACAAACCAAACCAAACCAAACCAAACCUAAUGUACAUGUCUCACAUUUCAUUGUUCAACAUAUAUGUUGCGGACAUCUUAUCAAUUGUUUGUAUGCUGGUACAGGUCUGUAUUCUGUUGUAUAUUUCAUGUGUAAUCUGCUGUGAAGGAAUGCUCCUUCCUAUAAUCUGCAAUAUAAGAAUACCUGGUGCGUGUUUCAUAAAGCUGUUCGAAAGUUAAGAGCGACUUUCAGAACGACUGGUGAUCCUUUCUUACGCGCUAAAUAAUCACCAAUGAACAUUUGAUGGUGAAUAUCAUUUACCACAAGAUAGUAUCACCAGUUCUUAAAAUCGCUCUUAACUUACGAACAGCUUUAUGAAACGGCCUCCAGGAUUGCUUGUCAAUUCUAUUCUGUUAUGUGCCCUUGACUUGGAUUGUAAUUGUACUGGUGGGUGGGUGACAUUAUGCAAGACAGCUGACUCUUUACUGUCCUUAUGGAGUGCUGCAAAAAACUUGCGAUCACUUGCAAGUCCAUUAUCGGUCCCUAAAUCAAUUAUAACUUUUGAAAUUGAUUGCAAAUUUGCGUUUGAUUGCUAAUCUGCUUCUUGAAACAAGGAGUGCAAUUGAUUUACUCUAGCUCAAAUUAAUAUAUCAAUUGUAAAAUUGCAACAGAAUAUCUGCAAUCAAUUGCAAAUUUUUUCUUGCAACACUCCCUAAGUCAUAUAUCCCUAUGAAGCCGACUUGGCACCUAAGAACAUCUUCCAGUUGUGCGUAAAGUCGUUUGUAACGUUCCAAACAGCUUAUCAAAUGCCCACCUACAUGUAGUGUAUUAACAGUAGAAAUUCGUAAUUUGUUUUUUAUCAAUGAUUGUCAAUUAAACAAUACAGUAUCAUGGUGCAGGGAUCAAUAGUGCAAUGACCUAUGUUUUGAAGCUGGGCCCCGUUGCAGAAAAAUUACUAUUAUAGUAACUUUGUCAUCCAGUGGUAACUACCAUGGUAACGCUGAUCAACAGCCAAUCAAAAUCAAGGAUCCCAGACAAGUUGCAAUUGGAUGGCAAAGUUACCACAAUGGCAAACUUUUAUGCAACGAGGGCCUGGUAUGUUUACAAUGUAUUAUCAGCAAAAAGCUUCACAUUUAAUACUUAAUGAUUGUUUAUAAUUGACUGGUUCGUAGUUAGCCCAUGCCCCAAUGUCCUUAAAUUACCUCUAGUAUCCAUCUAAGGCGCUGUAGCUCAGUAAGAGCGGAGGUUUCUGAUUCCAGUGACCUGGGUUUGAUUCCCACUUGGUGCGCUAGUGCCCAUGAAAAAGCAUUAAUCCUCAUUACCAAGUCCCUCGCAGAGGACCUCAAGCCAUCAGUCAGUGCUUUCUUAGCAAUCAGGUUAAAAAUCACCACCAAAACAUGCAGCAGUCUUUAUGUACAUAAAGAUAUGGCACUCAUAAAGUAUUAAAGAGUAUUAUGGUAGUUUAGCUAGUUUAUGUUGUAUAAUAUAAAAUGCUUAGACAUUUUGUUAAUUAGGCAGUAUUAUUAUCUCAAAGACACAACCGCUCUUCAAAUAUGGAAUUAUUGUAAAAGCUUAAGCUAAAGUAUGUAAGCACUUUUUGAAACGGUAGCCUUUAGCCCAAUCAGCCUACGCAAUUUUUGUUUAUUUAGUAGGGUUUUUAGUUACAUGUAGUACGUUUAAUGAUGCUGGAAUUUAUGUAAAUUAGACUGUGAUACGAUCCUGUGUUGUGCCGGCUUACAAGGUCGGUCCCCUCUCUCCCAUGAGAAUAAAAAAUAAAGACAUAAUUUAUUUUUUUCAUAAAGAAUUAAUUAUUAUCAUCAUAAUUAUGAAAAUUAAAAAAAUAAAUAAAUGAAAAAAAGUAAAUAAAUAGGUGUGCACCCCCACUAGGAUGUGCCUCUGGGUAGCCCUUUUGUUUAGCUUUCAAUAAUAAAUUGCCAUACUUUGUCCAUUGGGAAGUACAUGACACAACAUGUAUGAAUGUGAUGUUGACAUUUUUAGUAGCUUUUAAACAGUUACUUGAACUUGUAUUCAUGACAAGUGUGGUUAAAAUGGUUUAGUUAUUGCAUGAGCUUUGUACAUUCCUUUACAUGUGUUAAUCUUGCUUAUAAUCAAUAUCAGUAUUAUGAUACAGAGUAAACUGCACGGAAGCGACAUCACAUCUAGACGAUAGUGCAUCUUAUACCUCGGUCAUAUUUUCUCUACGGCGGCUGUACGGCGAGUCGAAAACAACCGUUAUAACAUUUCUUGUACCAGCUACAUAGGUGGUUUGAAUAAAACGGCGGUUUUCGACUCGCUGUACGGCCGCCGUAGAGAAAAUAUGACCGAGGUAUAAGUGUUGUCUGGAUUACCCCUUUCUGAGAUUCUGAGAGAUGAUCUUAUUCUCUGCCGUGGACAGUGGGUGUUUCAUGAAACUGCUUUUAAAGUUAUGAACGACUUGUGUAUGGCAAGCCAUGUGUGGUUCUCGAUCAUUAAGUUAAUAAUGGCCAAGUACCAUAACUUGGGACCACAGAGGUCUGUUUGACGUCAGAAAUUUGACUCAGAAGAGGUAAAAGACACAUAUUUAUGUGUAAGGUACAUGUAUUGUAUCUCUUUCG
This is a messenger RNA of Lytechinus pictus (painted urchin), 5729 nucleotides long. Its product is annotated as choline kinase alpha-like. Gene Ontology annotation, cellular component: cytoplasm. The coding region runs from base 233 to 1327 and encodes 364 amino acids. The record is from RefSeq and is a predicted model, not a curated record. Gene Ontology annotation, molecular function: choline kinase activity; ethanolamine kinase activity. Gene Ontology annotation, biological process: phosphatidylethanolamine biosynthetic process; CDP-choline pathway. The transcript is spliced from 8 exons. NCBI's taxonomy places the organism in Eukaryota, Metazoa, Echinodermata, Echinoidea, Temnopleuroida, Toxopneustidae.